AUGGCCAGUGAUUAUGAAGAAGGCCUGGAACUUGGGUUAAAAGAGCUUAAGCUUGCCAAACGGUUUCGUGAUGACCAUUUUGUUGCUGAAAGAACGGUUCAAACAACAUCAUUGGAACCACCCAACAUGCCAGUGAUUGUGGAUAGCUCUGAACCACAAGUGAGUUCUUUGAAACAAGAAACCUCAGAAGUUGGGAAAUUCGUUCAGGAGUCGAUGGAAAUGGAAUUGCAGUUGGGAAACGAAACACGACGUGAAGUGGGCAUUGAUAACGAGGGUUCGGGUUCUGAAGCAGAAUCGGACUCCUCUCGCGAGUGGAGUGCCUUGCCAGCUAUUUCCUCGUACGACGUUUACAACAAAAGCGGCGAGCUGGCUCUUGCUGCUUAUAGAGAAACAUCUAGUCGUGCAUCUUUGGGUAAUCCCGCAAGUGGAUCAUCCGACCAGCCCCAAGCUCAGAAAAAAGCGUCUACAUUCGGCUACACGAAAGUAGCAGAUGAAGAACAGGCUCAAAGAUCGCAUGCAACCAACAAAAAGACAGAGUUUCUCUUCAAUCACAAAAUCUUGAAUGAGUCAACGCAAUCCUUGAAAGGGGCAGGAACCCCACCAGAAUCUUUCGACGAAUAUGAGGAUGCAGAAGAGCACGAAUCCGAGCUGAAUUCGCGGACCCAAUUGUCUUUCACCAAAAAUUUACUCAGUGAUAGAGAGAAGCUUGCGUAUGUCGGAUCUGUUUCAGUUUUGGCUAACACUCUAUGCACCCAACUGGCACUAAGUUGUCUUUCCACAAACGUCACUGGACGCAAAAAACUAGCUCAAAAGCUACAACAUAUCCAAAGAGACAUGGGGAUGUGGAAAAGUACCGUGGUCUCGAAGUUAUGCGAGCAUUUGAAUAUAUCGCCAGAAGAAAUGAAGAUGAUAGAAAAGCUGACAGCACAUGGAAUAGAGCUCGAAGAUCUUUGCAAAUGUCUCAAGGUAUCCCAGGUGGUUGAGAACCCUUGGGAAGAAAAGAAGGAAUCAUCCGAUAAGGACCCUGACCUGAAGGAGACUGAUAUUAGCAAUCCCCCUCCCUCGACAGUAAUCCACCCGAAAGAUUUACAAAAGCAGUGUGAACUUAAAAUUGAUGUGGCUUGGACCAUUUUGUGCGACUUGUUCCUUCUUUUACUGUCAGGAGGAAGAUACGACGCCAGAUCCAGAACAUUAUUUAUUAAGUUUUCGGAGGUCCUCGACGUCUCUCGAACAGAGAUUUGUGAGUUUGAAAGACGAAUUAUAGAUGCUUUGGAUAUGGAGCAAUCUACAGAAGAACAGGUGUGGAACGAAACAGACCAUAUGAAAACUCGUCGCAAAAAGAAUAGAAAAAAGAAGCUUUAUUAUGUGGGACUCGCGACGAUUGGUGGGUCCUUAGUUUUGGGAUUGAGUGGCGGAUUAUUAGCUCCCGUCAUAGGCGCUGGUAUCGCCGCUGGACUUUCCACGGCUGGCAUAACCGGUGCUACAGGAUUCUUAACUGGGGUCGGGGGCACUGCAAUCGUCGCAGUAACGAGCACUGCUAUCGGAGCCAAGAUUGGAACUGAGGCGAUGUCGAAAAGAAUGGGAAGCGUAAGAACUUUCGAGUUCAGUCCUUUGCAUAACAACAGAAGAGUGAAUCUUAUAUUAAGCGUUGCAGGGUGGAUGACUGGUAAUGAGGAUGAUGUUAGGUUGCCCUUUUCUACUGUAGAUCCAGUAGAGGGAGACUUGUAUUCUCUGCAUUGGGAGCCUGAAAUGCUGAAAUCCACCGGGCAGACGAUCAAUAUUUUGGCGAGUGAAAUCUUCACACAAACAGUCCAACAAAUUCUAGGAGCUACAAUUCUAACAGCCUUCAUGUCAGCGGUUCAAAUGCCAAUGAUGCUGUCGAAGCUCGGAUACCUCAUUGAUAAUCCUUGGAACGUGUCCCUGGACAGGGCAUGGGCAGCUGGUCUCAUAUUGGCUGACACUUUGAUUUCUCAAAAUCUUGGUCAACGUCCUAUAACAUUGAUUGGAUUCUCUUUGGGCGCAAGGGUAAUUUACUCAUGUUUAGUUGAACUUUGCAAACGCGGGGCAGCGGGAUUGGUGGAAAACGUUUAUCUUUUCGGAUCACCAGUUGUGUACAACCGUGAACAGUUAGUCAUGAUUAGGUCCGUCAUAAGCGGCAGGCUUGUCAAUGGAUACUCAGACAAGGACUGGAUCUUGUGUUAUCUUUUCCGAGCUACCAGUGGUGGCUUUAAAAGUGUCAUUGGCAUAUCUGAGGUCAAAGAUAUUGAAGGGAUCGAGAACUACAACUGUUCAGGCUUAGUGGAAGGACAUAUGACUUACCGGAAAACAAUGCCCAAGUUGUUGAAAGCAAUGGGAUUAUCAGUCUUGAACGAAGAGUUUGAUGACAUUGAGGAAAUGUCUGAUCCGGAGCACCUUCACCGUCAAAGGCAAUUGGGGCUCGAUCUGGAAAAGGCCCAUGAGGCGUCUUCUAAAAGGAAGCGUGCCAGUUGGGUCCCUGGUUGGAUGAAACCCAAAAAGGCAAAAUGGCAGGAAAUGUAUGAAGAGUCCACCAGCGCGCAAGGACAGAAGUCGCAUGAUAAUAAAGUUGAGUCGUCUGAUGUCGUGGGUGAAAAAAAGAGUGCAGAUGCAGCCAUCGUGAAUACGAGCGCUUUGAUGAAAGAGUUGAAUAAGCUCAAAAAAAAAGCAGCAAACACACAGGAUGAGGCGAAGAGCAGUUCCCCCUCCAAACAAUCAGCGAAUGAUCAUGAUUCAGGUCUUGCUGGGGAUAAAGAGCUAAGUGAGUCCGCAGUCAUGCACUCUUUAAUGAGCGCCGGGAAAGUGGUUUUGCCUGAAGACUCAGUAAGCUUCCAAAAACGGGACCGUGAGCCCGUCGAUUUUGCAUUUUCAGAUGACUUUUGA
Molecule: messenger RNA, 2898 nt
Organism: Lachancea meyersii CBS 8951
Lineage: Eukaryota; Fungi; Ascomycota; Saccharomycetes; Saccharomycetales; Saccharomycetaceae
Source: the annotation of a GenBank genome assembly